Molecule: messenger RNA, 2067 nt
Organism: Anopheles moucheti
Lineage: Eukaryota; Metazoa; Arthropoda; Insecta; Diptera; Culicidae
Exons: 2
Coding region: 451-1833 (460 amino acids)
Cellular component (GO): nucleus
Molecular function (GO): zinc ion binding
Source: RefSeq, a predicted model, not a curated record
GAUUGCCUUUAGCUUCCUCAACGUCGUCCUCAGCUCGUUGUUGCGCGUGUGAAAGUGUGCUCUAUUUCAUACCCGAAGACAAAUGUGUAUGAAUGCUCCGUGCGCAAGAGCGGUAAACGCGAAACAACGUGAUCGAAUCCGCACCGCGUUUACCGUAGUAGUUGAAAGCCACGGCUAGUGUAAUCGGACGGCAGCAGACACAGCGGAAAAGUUCAAUAAUCCCGUAACCGAGUGGUCCCAGUUUACCUGCCGCGCCUGCUGCGAUUACCAAAAAGGAGCGCUUAGUGUGAUUCUAAUUUAAUUUGUAGCAAGACCACGGCCCACAUAACGGAUAGCAAGACAAACGACGUUUUUGCGGCUCGCGAAUUGAAGAUUUCUUCUCAGGAAAAUAUCGAAAACUCUAAAGCAAAGCGAAGAGGAUAGUUUCGCCGUCCAUUAGUGUGCGGAGAUAUGAGUAGCAGUGCCUCAUCGUCAACGGCUGGAAGUAAUGCCGCAGCAACGAACCAAUCGGGCCAGGCCGGCGAGGUCGGAAGUGCUACGGACGGCAGUGCCAGCAGUGGACCGGGUGGAAAUAUCGUGGAAAAGCAGCAGAGUGGUGGCGGAGUACCUGGUGGACACCCGGGAACGGAACCGCGGACCUCUUCACCUGCCCACCAUCGGAACGGGGGUGGCGGCGUGGUAGGGACCGGUGGUGGCAGUACUACUAGCAGCGGUACCACCGGAACGGUUCUGCGUCGAAAGACGAACGUUUGUCUCAUCUGUGGCAUCUACACCAAUUUGUCGCUCAACAUAUUCGAGCCCCGGAAUGGACCGAACAUCGUCGAUGUGAUCUACGAGAAGUACAAGUUCCGGGCCGAACGUGGUGACAACGCGGACAAACACAUCUGCUUCAGCUGCAACAACUGGCUGAUCAAUUGGUACUCACUGCAAAACACUUCGUCGGGCAGCUCGCGAACCUAUGAACCGGCACCAUCGACCAGCCGCUCAUCUUCGGCAGCGGACAGCAGCAACAAUAGUCGGCACGGUCGACACCAUGCCCAUAAACCACGUACGAAAAGCCAUUAUCGCAAUUAUUCCACCACACACGCAUCGAACGAUAAGGAAAAUCGACAACAAAUCCCUGCAUCCAUUCCAGAUCAACAUGGUCAGAUAUCUUCCACAACAAACACGACGAGCGCUGAAGAUCACACAAGAUCUCCCCACCCUAGCGUGCAUCCUUACACGAAAAAGAACACCAACUUUUCCGGUAGCUCACGAUCACGCUCGUGUGCGCUCAAGGAAAAGAAUGGUCAAAGGGGUGCGCCAUCUAAUGGUGGUUGGAAGCAGCACUAUCCUCACCAAGACUCGGACAAUGUUGUGUCGAGCAGCACGGAACAAUACCUCGAUCCGUACACGUUACUAGUCAAACCGUUCGAAAACCGUCUAAUACAAAUGCUCGAAGGGCAAGGCACCAGCGUAACGAAAGAAAACGUUACACCAACUAGCGCACGCGCCUGGACACCGCGGUCAACGAGCGAUACCGCGAACGGGAACAAUGUGACCGUGAUCGCGCGACGAAGCUUCGAUGUGAAUGGAAACGUUUCGCCGCGCGUACCACCAAACGACGUCGUCGAAGAUGACACGAAGGAGAUUGUCAUCAGCUUCGAUACAGCCCUUUCGGAGGUGAUCGAUGUGGUUCCAUCGCUGAAAGCUAUACAAUCAUGGAACGUUGACCCGGGCAGAUCGUUACCGGUGGAUCCGGUACGAUCGUUACAUAAGCGGUUAUCCUCCGGUGCACUCACUGUUUCGGUAAUCAACGGUACUGGAAUGUCCAAUUCCGGUACUUAUGAAUAGUGAGGGAGGAAAAAGCUAAAUCACAGCUAAAGAUCGCCAACAAGGCGCUGCCAUUUGUGAAAGAAAAACUAUAGUAAAAAAAAAGAACCAUUUGUUAUUAGUUAAACCUUCCCUACAACCGGGGAGUUGCCAGGACAAUUAAAUGCAGGUACCAAGUCUGCUAGCUGGAUUGUUAUAGGAGCGUUUAGUUACGGAAACAAAUCGUUAAAGAACAUGUAAACUACCAAAACAAAA